This is a messenger RNA of Pogoniulus pusillus (Red-fronted tinkerbird), 1750 nucleotides long. RefSeq names its product solute carrier family 2, facilitated glucose transporter member 5-like. Gene Ontology annotation, biological process: monosaccharide transmembrane transport. Gene Ontology annotation, cellular component: plasma membrane. Gene Ontology annotation, molecular function: hexose transmembrane transporter activity. NCBI's taxonomy places the organism in Eukaryota, Metazoa, Chordata, Aves, Piciformes, Lybiidae. The record is from RefSeq and is a predicted model, not a curated record.
AUGAGCCCCGGGGGCACCCAGGCUGCUUGCCCUGCCCCCUUCCCUUUCCUCUCUCCUUCCUUCUUCCAUCUAAAAAUGGGAGAGAAGAGUCAAGCUGCUGGAUUGGAGCUGCUUUCCUCCCCCCAUCCUCCUUCUUCCCUCCGCUCCAGCUGCAGCCUCACCCCAGCGGUCGGGAACGGGACCCAGCGGCCCGGCGGGGACGUCAUUAGGCACCUCACCUUCCCACUGCUGUCGGUCACCCUCUUGGUUUCCUUUGGCUCCUCCAUGCUCUAUGGCUACAACCUGGCUGUGGUGAACUCACCAGCAGUGCACAUAAAGGCAUUCUACAACACCACCUGGGCCCAGCGAUAUGGGCAUGGGCUGGCCCCUGGCCUUCUGACCCUCCUCUACUCCCUUACUGUCUCCAUCUUUGCCCUGGGAGGGCUGGUGGGCUCCUUGCUGGUGGGGGUGCUGGUGGACCGAUAUGGCAGGAAUGGCACACUGAGCCGCAGCACUUUGCUUGUCCUCCUGGCUGGUGGCUUGAUGGGCUUCAGUAGGAAGCUAGGAUCCCUUGAGAUGGUGAUCAUCGGCCGCUCCAUCACAGGGCUUCACUCAGGUAUCUGUCUCAGUGUGGUGCCCCUCUACCUGGGAGAAAUCGCCCCCAAGAAUCUGCGAGGUUUCCUGGGCCUUGUGCCCAGCAUCUUCAUCUGCCUGGGGGUUUUCUUUGCACAGGUCCUGGGCCUCCCAGAGCUGCUGGGCAAGGACAGAUUCUGGCCCCUUUUCCUGUCAAUAGUGGUCAUUCCUGCUUCCCUCCAGCUUCUACUGCUGCACUGCUUUCCUGAGAGCCCGCGGUACUUGCUGAUAGAGAGGAAUGAUAUUUCUGGGGCCACCAAGGCACUGCGCUGGUUCCUGGGGACACCUGAUGUGCAGGAUGUGAUCGAGGAGAUGAAGAAGGAGCAGCAAUCCCUCUCCUCUGUGAAGAUGGUCUCUGUCUGGCAGCUGCUGAGGGACCACUCCGUCCGCUGGCAAACCCUCUCAGUGGUAGUGGUGAAUGCUGGCAUGCAGCUCUCAGGGAUUGAUGCUAUCUGGUUUUACACCAACACCAUCUUUGAGAAUGCAGGCAUCCCUGUAUCCCAGAUCCCCUACGCCACUGUGGGCACCGGUGCCAUAGAAGUUGUUGCUGGGCUGAUUGGGUGCUUUACCAUUGAGAAGCUGGGCCGGCGGCCUCUCAUCAUCACUGGCUUCUGCACCAUGGGCAUCUGCUCGGCUGGCAUCACUGUCUCCCUGCUGCUGCAGAUCACUGUGCCCUGGAUGCGCUACGUUGCUGUCACCUGCGUGGUUGGCAUCAUUGCUGGCUUCUGCAUGGGACCAGCUGGUGUCCCCUUCCUGAUGACAGCUGAGCUCUUCACACAGUCACACCGUCCAGCCGCCUAUAUUGUGGGGGGAUCCCUCAACUGGCUCUGCAACUUCACUGUUGGCUUUAUCUUCCCCUUCUUGCAGAUGUCAACUGGUGCCUUUUGCUACCUGGUCUUCUGUGGCAUCUGCCUGCUGGUGGCUCUGUACAUCUACCUGAUCAUCCCCGAGACCAAGAACAAAACCUUCAUGGAGAUCAGCCACAUCUUUGCCACACGCUGCUCCUUCUUCUCCAUCCCAAAUCAGCUCACUGGGAUGAUGAAGCUCAAUGGCUAUGGGGCCUUGGAGAGCAGCUCCCUGGAGGGCUCGGGGUCCAGCCUGACUUGAUCUGGAUGGGAUGGUGAGGCAAGGAUGGUGG